Molecule: messenger RNA, 2692 nt
Organism: Cannabis sativa
Lineage: Eukaryota; Viridiplantae; Streptophyta; Magnoliopsida; Rosales; Cannabaceae
Product: pentatricopeptide repeat-containing protein At1g22960, mitochondrial
Exons: 1
Coding region: 166-2313 (715 amino acids)
Molecular function (GO): protein binding
Source: RefSeq, a predicted model, not a curated record
AUGUGUCAUUGACUUUGACUACUCUGCUCUUCUCUCCCUCUCUUUCUUCACAGUAUACAGUAUCACUGAUUUCAAGCUCUACCGCCAUAGCCAUAUUCCUCUCAAAAGUAAUGAACUCAGCUCCACCUUACUUCUCCAACCUUUUCUUCUACCUCUCUCUCCUCAAUGAACCUCUCCAUUAGGGUUUCAAAAGCUCAAUCUUUUCCCACCAAUUCCUUCUCUCUCAUUCUCUUUCACCUCUUCUCUUCACUCCCUCACUAUAACCACUCCUCACUUUCAGAAACCCAUUACAGAGACCUCUUAUUCACCACCAUUGAUAAAAAGCCCUGGGCUUUUUCCUCUUCCACCAAAUGGGUCUCCCCUAAAUUCAGACCCAUUAUUCUCAACCCCGAGUUGUUCGUACGAGUCCUCCGUUGUUCUCACCAAAGACCCAGAAUCGCUUUGAGAUUAUUCAGAUGGGUUUUGGGUCAAUCUGAAUUUCAAUACUCAGAAUUUUCCUUUUGUGCUAUACUUGAAAUUCUUGCUCAGAACGGUAUGAUGAGCUCGGCUUAUUCGGUUAUGGAAAGAGCGGUUAGUGUUAAUAUGAUUGGAAUUGUUGAUGUUUUGAUUAAUGGGUUUGUUUGUUCUGAUGAGAUUAGUUUAAAGCUUCUUGAUUUGUUGUUGUGGAUUUAUACUAAGAAAUCAAUGAUUGAACAAUGUUUAAAGGUGUUUGAGAAAAUGACUCAAAGGGGUUUAGUUCCUAAUGUUAAGAAUUGUAAUAGGGUUUUAAGGUUACUUAGAGAUAAGAAUUUGUUUGAUAAAGCUAAUGAGGUUUAUAGAUUAAUGGGUUUAUUAGGGAUUGAAUUUACUAUUGUUUCUUAUAAUACUAUGUUGGAUUGUUUAUGUAAAGAAGGUGAAGUGAACAAAGCUCUUGAGUUAUUACCAAUUAUGGAGAAGAGAGGCUUUGUUGGUAAUGAUGUUACUUAUAAUGUUUUGAUUAAUGGGUUGUGUUCCAAUGGAGAAGUUGAGCAAGCCAAGGGAUUGAUUGGUGAGAUGUUGAGAUUGGGAUUAAGAGUUUCUGUUCAUACUUAUAAUCCUUUAAUCCGUUGUUGUUGUAUUAAAGGAUUGGUUGAUGAGGCAUUAGGGAUUGUUGAUGAGAUGAUUGAAAGAGGUGUUUUGCCUAGUGUUGUAACUUAUAAUACGAUUAUUUCAGGUUUUUGUAAAUGGGCAAGAAUGGAUGAGGCUAGACAGUGUUGUUUCGAUAUGUUGAGGUGUAAUUUGAUGCCGGAUAUUGUAACAUAUAAUACUCUUAUUGAUGGGUAUUUUAAGUUGGGAAGAAUGAAGGAAGCUCUCCUUAUGUUUGAUGAGUUGAGAUGUAAGAACCUUGUUGCUACCAUUGUUACUUAUAAUUCUCUUAUAGAUGGUUUUUGCAGAAUGGGGCAUUUGGAGUCUGCUCGAUCGGUCAAGAAAGAAAUGAUCGAUGAAGGAAUUCGCCCCGAUGUUUUUACUUACACAAUUCUUGUGAAUGGAUGUCUCAAGGCAGGGUACUUAUCAUUGGCAAAGGAAAUCUUUGAUGAGAUGUUGCGCGAACGCAUAGUGCCCGAUGGCUACGCUUACAAUACACUAAUUGCAGGCGAGUUUUCGCUCGGGGACACAUUGAAAGCAUUUAGCAUCCAAGAAGAAAUGCUUGUAAAGGGUGUGUGUCCCGAUUUAGUCACCUACAAUAUCUUUGUGAGCAGUCUUUGUAAACUUCGAAAUUUGAAAGAAGCUUGUGAGUCAUUUCAGAAUAUGAUAAGCGAUCGAAUCGUCCCCGAUCAUAUCACAUAUACAAGCAUCAUUCAUGCUCUUUUGGUAAGUAGACAUAUAAGAAUGGCUAUACAGGUAUUCUACGAUAUGGUAAAGAAAGGCGUAUCGCCUUCGGUUGUAACCUAUACGGUAUUGAUUCACACACUUGCAGCUGAAGAAAGUAGUCUAAGACUUGCUUUUAUGUUUUUCUCAGAGAUGCAAAAGAAAGGUAUUUUGCCAAAUGUGAUUACUUACAAUGCAUUGAUAAAUGGUUUUUGCAAAGGAAGGAGAAUGAGUGAGGCUUAUAGAUUAUUUGUUGAGAUGGAAUUCAACAAAGAAAUAGUACCAAAUAAGUAUACUUUCACUAUUUUGAUAAAUGAAAAUUGUGACAUGGGCAAUUGGCAAGAGGCCAUGAGAUUAUACAAUGUGAUGUUAGAUAGAGAAAUUCAACCUGAUUUUCAUACACACACUGCUCUUUUCAAGAAACUGAACAAAGACUAUAUGAUGCAGCAAGCUGUUGAGUACCUUGAGAAUCAAGUUCUUUUGUAGUGAAGAAACUGUUGAUUCAUCAACUCUAAGAUGAACCCGAACUGACAGGCAACAAUGUCGAUUAUUGUGUUAGUUACAAUGAUUCUUUAUGAGAUGCUAAAUUAGAUUUUUAGUCACAUUUUUGUUAUGUAAUUUAGAUUUUGGCCAACCUAGUAAAGAUCAUACCAGCCUAGGUUUCUACAGUCUGUUAAUAGAAUAUACUAAAAGCAUCUUAACUAAUUUAUGUCUUUUCUUCUAUAUAGCUCUCUGAAUUUUGACUUGUAAAAUUCUCAUCAAUGUAAUAAUGACAAUGCUGUCCACAUUACAUUUCAAAACUUAGCAAAAUUUGAGGUCAUGUUUUCUUUUUGUGCAUAGAGAUUUACAAACAAUUUAAGUGGUA